CGAAAGGAGGGGAAAGGAGCUGGAGAAAGAAGGGAGGCUGCAGCCCUGAGCCCCAGCUUCAGGUGAGCCACCCUCACGCCUCUCCUCCUCCUCCUGCUACCCCACCCCCUUCAGAUGCCUCCCUGGCCUCCCUCCUUUUUCUCUCCCACACUGUAUCACCCCGGCUUCCUCUCCGCUGUUUCUCAUUCUCUCUCUGACUUCCCGCGUCCUUUUCUCAUUUGUCCAUUUCUCACUCCCUUCCUGGUUCUGUUCCUUGUCCCUUCCUCUUGCCCGUGUCUGUUUCUCACUGUCUCUGUCUCUUCUUUGCCCAUCCUAAUCCUCACUGUUCUCCCCUCUGCUUUUGUCAUUCCUGUGCCUUUUUGUGCUCUCUCUUCUCCACUUCGUCUCUCUCAGUUUCUGUGUCUGCCUCUCACACAACCACACUCCUGUUCUCUAAUUCACUGUCUGUAUUUCACCAUGACUUGUCUCCCCCACCCCUGUUUUUCUCACUGUUUCUUUUUCUCCCCUUUGGAGUCUCCCUUAUCCUCCCCUGCCCCAUCUACCUUUCCCCAUUUUUUCUCUCCUCAUGCAUCCACCCCUUUCCUCCCCAGGAAUAGCCAGGUCUGGCUGGGCUGGCACAACCUGUUUGAGCCUGAAGACACAGGCCAGAGGGUCCCUGUCAGCCACAGCUUCCCACACCCGCUCUACAAUAUGAGCCUUCUGAAGCGUCGAAGCCUUAGACCGGAUGAAGACUCCAGCCACGACCUCAUGCUGCUCCGCCUGUCGGAGCCUGCCAAGAUCACAGACGCUGUGAAGGUCCUGGGCCUGCCCACCCAGGAGCCAGCACCUGGGACCACCUGCUAUGCCUCAGGCUGGGGCAGCAUCCAACCAAAGGAGUUCCUGCGCCCAAAGAGUCUUCAGUGUGUGAGCCUCCAUCUCCUGUCCAACGACAUGUGUGCUGGAGCUUACUCUGAGAAGGUGACAGCGUUCAUGUUGUGUGCUGGGCUCUGGACAGGUGGUAAAGACACUUGUGGGGGUGAUUCUGGGGGUCCACUUGUCUGUAAUGGUGUGCUUCAGGGUAUCACGUCCUGGGGCCCUGAGUCUUGUGCCCUGCCUGAAAAGCCUGCUGUGUAUACCAAGGUGGUGCAUUACCGGAAGUGGAUCAAGGACACGAUCGCAGCCAACCCCUGAGUGCCCCCCGUCCCACUCCUACCUCUAGUAGAUUUAAAUCCACCUCACGUUCUGGCAUUACUUGGCCUUUCUGGAUGCUGGACACCUGAAGCUUGGAACUCACCUGGCCAAAGCUUGAGCCUCCUGAGUCCUACUGACCUGUGCUCUCUGGUGUGGAUUCCAGGGCCGCUAGGAAAAGGAAUGGGCAGACACAGGUGUAUGCCAGUGUUUCUGAAAUUCGUGUAAUUUCAUCCUCUCCUUCGGA
Messenger RNA from Chlorocebus sabaeus (green monkey), 1414 nucleotides. RefSeq names its product kallikrein related peptidase 2 (gene KLK2). Gene Ontology annotation, cellular component: secretory granule. The record is from RefSeq and is a predicted model, not a curated record. Gene Ontology annotation, molecular function: serine-type endopeptidase activity. Gene Ontology annotation, biological process: zymogen activation; regulation of systemic arterial blood pressure. NCBI's taxonomy places the organism in Eukaryota, Metazoa, Chordata, Mammalia, Primates, Cercopithecidae.